Molecule: messenger RNA, 525 nt
Organism: Paraglomus brasilianum
Lineage: Eukaryota; Fungi; Glomeromycota; Glomeromycetes; Paraglomerales; Paraglomeraceae
Source: the annotation of a GenBank genome assembly
AUGCCAAUGCCUAAACGAGAUAUGGCAGUUACUACAAACAUGCUUGAUCGUCUUGUAGAGUUUUACCAGCAGGCAUAUGCUGACACACCUUUUUCAUUUCGAAGACCUUUCUCCCAUCAACAACAUGGUGACAUAACUGUGAGGCCACAAGCCACCCAAUACGGCCGACUUCAGAUAUCUGGGGAAACUUUUGGGUCAGUCUUCUCUGGCAGAUCAAACAGUAAUGCCUACAUUCUUGCCAGAUUCAUUAAUCAGCAUGAUAUAGUAGAGACAUACCCGGGUCAAGUACAAUAUUACCUGGAGCAUACAAUUGUCAUAAACGGUCUUCAAAUAAAACACUACUUGGCAUAUGUCCGCUGGUAUAAGCAAGUCUCUGUGGCAGAAAUCCGUUUCCACCUGUCUCCAGACAAGCAUCCAGAUAACUGUCUUGCAGAAUUGUGGGAUACAGAAUUUAGUGAGGAAGCGGCGGACUGUAUCUUACCAAUACAUAAUAUACUGGGACGAUUCUUACCUAGCACAAUUGAG